GAGGCAGGCUCGAGCCAUUGGAUGAUAUCUGAUAAACGCGAGCUGUCCCUGGGCUGUCAGAUUGGCAGCACCCAGCCGCGUCGCUACGCGCACCGAUCAUGCGGGAACAAUGUGAGCUCUCGUCUCCUCCUCUUCAGCUAGCCCCUCUUCAGUCAAGAGGUGUUGUCGUGGUGAGACGGCGUUUUGUCGGGAGUAAAGGGACAGUUUUACUGCAACGCUAUCUCCAUAGCUCCGAAUGAGAGCAAGUGACCCGGAAGAAAGGUUGUUGCCUUGCUUUUGCCUGCCCGUGCACGGUGUAGUAGCAACGUCCAUGCGCCGUUUGCUAAUUUGAAAUUGGACCGAGCCAAUUGAGGACUUCGAGGCAGGUGUGCGGUGUCAUUCGUAAUUCUGCUGGCCAAAAGUGUAUACGCGGACAUUUUCCCGUCUCAUCUCAGAUGUGUAUGGACUUUAAUACCGGCCAAGCAGGCUCCUGUCGACGAGGUUGAUACAGUAUUUUGUUGCAGAGCGAAUUUCUUUCAGAUGUCUCCGUGUUCGCUUUGAGGAAAGGACAGACUAGGCUUUGGAUUUAAAGCCUGAGGAGGAGUGCGGAAUUCUCCGGAACGAGUGAAGAAUUGAGAUCACUGAUGCCCGUCUCUCCCGAAUAAGUCUCCCAGCUUUUGAUUUUUAUGACGGAAAGUGUACCCAGCGACGGUAGAACUGUUAGGAGACCUCUUCAACAUGAAUACAGACAGUGGAGGAUGCGCUCGCAGCAUCCUCUCCCACAUGAAGCGGGUCCAGAGCGUCCCCAAUCUGGCUACAGGGAGUGAUUCUCACUCGUCAGAUUCAGAUGCAUGGAGGUCGCGUAGCACCGACGGCCUGAGGAACGGCGACGACGUCACUUCUUCCCUGGCCGCCAAGGGCUUCCGCAGCGUCAGACCCAACCUGCAAGACAAGAAGUCCCCCACACAGGCUGUCAAUCAGGUCCCCCUCCCGCCCCCUAGGAGAGAGAGCUACCCCUCCCCCGCCACAGGUGCUAUCCCCCCCUCCUACAGCUCCCUCCUAGCCGAGACCCUCGGACCCGGGAUGCUAGCCCUCUCCAACGAGAAGGCCGUCCUCAAAGAGUCUUACACAGUCAAGAGCACGUCUUCUUACUCCCACAAUCAGACUACUACCACCACUUCUGCACCCCAAUCUGAACCCGAACCCAACCCCCAGCCCCCACAAACAAAACCUCAGUCUCCCCUCGCCAACCCCAUCCCCAAUGACACCAGCAAGGUCAAAGCCUCCACAGCUACUUCCUCCACCACCACCCAGCUUCAGGCUGCAGAGCGCAAGGUGUCCUCCCUCAGACUCACCCCCGUCACCAUCCCUGAUCCCCCCUCCCACCAGCCCGUCCCCCAGCCUGAGACUCUCACCACCUCCCUUCCUCCCCUAACCUUCCCACGUACAGACUCCUCCAUCGGCCCCCAAAGCCAGCACACAGCCUCCCUCUCUGUCCAGAUGGCCCCGCGGAACCCCAAACCACCAGGCUCCAAGGCCCCAGCUUCUGACCAUGGGGAGGGCAGGAAGGUGAAGGCCCCCCCUCCAGUUCCACCUCUACCGUCUGCAGCGAAUGUGGUGGGCCAAGCUAUUCAAGUGGCUAUGAAUGGAAGUGCGCCCCACCCCCAGAGACCCUCCUCACCCCCGGCCUACCCCCCUCUCCCCGCCUCGUUCAGCCCAGGGGUGGUUCACAUGCAGAGUCGGAGCGCAGGUUCAGAGUCGGUGAUGUCGGGCCACACCAGCGUGAGCAGCACGGUGCCCAUCGCCCGCUUUUCAGAGGAAGAGAAGAGGGUGUCUGUCAUCAAGGCCCCCCACUACGAGGGCAUCGGCCCCGUGGAUGACACGGGCAUCCCAAUCGCCAUUCGCACGACAGUGGAUAGGCCGAAGGACUGGUACAAGACCAUGUUCAAGCAGAUCCACAUGGUUCACAAAGCAGAUGACGACUAUGCCGACUCGUACAACGCCACAUACACUGUCAGCGGUGACAGUGACACAUAUGGUCAGUCCUCCAACCCCACCGUGGCCUACCCUCCCCCCAGGACACAAACGUACCGGCCCCUGGCCAAGAGCCCGUCGGACAACGGAGGCCCCGGGACCUUCAGGGAGCCCUCCCCCGUGCCACCGCCACCCCCGCCCAAGCCCUCCCUCCUACAGCUGAGGUCCAGAGACAGCGACCGGGAGCGAGACUCGCCCGACACCAUGAAUCAGUGGGGCCCUCCCGAUAGGAAAGUGGACACUAGAAAGUACCGCGCUGAACCCAGGAGUAUAUUUGAGUACGAGCCUGGGAAAUCAUCCAUUCUGGAGCAGGAGAGGCCGACCUAUAAGCUAAACCCAGAUGACAUAGAUUUAGAGAACGAGCCUUGGUAUAAGUUCUUUUCCGAGCUGGAGUUCGGCCGUCCGCCUCCUAAAAAACGUCUGGAUUAUAAUCCAGACAUCUGCCCUCGCCGACUCACAGAGACGUCGCUGUACUUCACUCCCACUGCUGACCGGGUUCCAGAGAGGCCGGCGAGUGCUGCCAGUGACUACAGAAAGAGGAGGAAGUCGGAGCCGUCAGGUGACCAGGGCAAGAACCAGGUCUCCCCAAAACCACCGGACCCUUACAAAGGCAGCAGCACACUGAGGAAACCUGCCAUCCGCUCCUCCCCCUCCUCCCCCUCCAGAGUCAAAGGUUUCCUCUCUCAUAGUGGGGUGACCACAGAAAAGAUUAGCGGUGGGGACACGUGCGAAAUGACCUACUCCCCCCGUUUGAGCUCUUCCCCGGGCCCGUACCUCCGCUCCCCUCUCGCCCCCAUGCCCUCCAACCUCGCCCACCGUCGCUACGACGACGAUGCCAACCCGGGGGGAGCCUCUUCGCCCUCCUCGCCCCUCAAGCGUGCCAUCUGCUUCAAGAACGGCUGGCAGACGCGGCGGCAGGACGCCGAGACAUGGAGCAGCACAGAAGACACGCCGCCCUCGCCCGCAAAGCUGAAGUCGCGUAGCUGCGACAACCUGCUCAACGACAGGCACCCAGGGGGCACCGGCGGGCACAAGGCUACCCGUUCGGAGAGCGCCGGGUCACUGGUAUUCGACAACCCAUUGGGGCAAACCGCAUCGUCCUCUACUCGCUCCUUGCCUCGCCCGCACCGGCGACGUGCCCACGACGCGCCAGGCUUCCUGAAGCUCUACCGCAAGAUGCACCACAUCGACCGCGCCCAGCUGCUACCCUCUGACGUCAUCCGCUCGGUCCGUGCCCGCAUCCUGGAGCUGGAGCGCCAGCCGCACCUCUUCCCCCGAAAACUCUCCCCCUGGGGUCCGUCGUGGGGCCUGGAGGUUCCUCGCGAUACGGUGCCAAUGCGCAUCUCCACGUACGAGCAACUCAUCCAGAAGUCCAAGUCCAUGCCCGACUUGGGAGAUAGCGAGGUCCCAUCUGGCGCAACCACGCCCGGCGGGUCAUCGUCCCGCGCCAGUAGUAGCGGGGGAGGAGGCGGCGGGGGCAGGGAGACACCCGGGUACCCCAAACGCCGUUUCUCCAUUGAGUCUCUGCUAGAAGAAGACAUUAACAAUGGGAAUGGUAACGGGACGUCUCAUCACACUUUUGACCACCAUCACGCUCACCAGGGGGCAAGGAACCCGCCCGAGGGUCAGCCCCGCCUCGCUCUGGAACCCCACCACCGCGAUUUCCCCGACCCCCUCGUUUAUCGACGCGCCACUGUCCCGGGGGCCGAGUACUCUGAGUCAGAGCAGGAUGCAGCCGCCUCGGACCUCAGUGACUUUGUCCAAGUCGAAGGAUCCUCCUUCUGCAGCGAGAGCGACUUCGACCACUGCUCGCUCACCUCGUCAGUCGAGAGCUUCUACGGCCCCUCCUCCCACCACCACCUUCGACACCACCACAGCCACAGCCACCACAACUCCAGUCAUCAGUCUCUCGGUCAGGGUCAGGGCUACCAGCACCGUCACCUCAUCAGCUCGUGUAAAGGACGCUGCCCGGCCUCCAACACCCGCUUUACCACUAUGCUGCGCCACGAGCGGGAGCAGGCCCGCCAGGAGCUCCGGCAGAAACCCCCCCAGACACAGCAAACCAGACACGGGGGAAGGGGAGGGAGCGGAGGGGACCUCCAUGCCCUACCCCCCUCGUCCCAAGCAGCCCAAACCCAGCAGGGGAUGUCCAAACUGGCCUUCCUCAUCAGUCCCGUGCCUUUCCGAAGGAAAAAGGGUGAUUCUCCACCCACUUCGAGAAGGAGUAGUGGAGGUCGAAGUACCAGGCCCAAGUCUAAAGAAGCCGUCUAUGAAGCUUUGGAUGCGGCCUUGAGGGAUAUCUACGAACACAUCCAAGCGGAGCGAGGCCGGAGCGGCGCUAGGCUACCAGACGAUAGCAUCCUCCGGAGGCUACUGGCUGAGAUCCUCCCGGAUGUGCCCGAGAGGAGCUCCUCGUUGCGGGGACAGAGGGGGAGCCGCAAGGGGGGUCCCUCCUCGAGCUCCUCGUACCCCGACGGGAGUCCCACGGGGUACAGCUCGUCACCGCAGCUACAGUCGCCGCUAAGUACCUCUUACAGUCUCCAUACAGAUGCCUCCAAUAACAACGACUUUGGAGAGGAGCCAGGCAACGCAGAGCAGGAUGCCUCCAGGGGGUACAACACAACCACCAGCGAUGGGGGAGGGGGGCAGACCAGACGAGCCACCCCGGACAGAGAGGUCUCCCAUAAGCAGAUGACCCAACUCAUUCUCUUCUCUCUCCUCCAUCAGAAACAGCCUGCCAGAGCUAUAUAUGACUUUAAGGCACAGACCGCUAAAGAGCUGACGUUCAAGAAGGGCGACGCGGUCAACAUCAUCAGACAGAUUGACAGCAACUGGUACGAGGGGGAGCACCGCGGACGACUGGGCAUCUUCCCCAUCUCCUACAUAGAGAAGAUGCCGUUGCCAGAUAAGCAGCAGCCGAUUAGGCCUCCUCCACCAGCACACGUCAGAGAGAUCGGGGAGGGGGUGGCCCGUUACAACUUCAACGCUGACACAAACGUGGAGCUGUCCCUCCGCAAGGGUGAGAGGGUAGUCUUGCUGAGACAGGUGGACCAGAACUGGUACGAGGGGAACAUCCCAGACACCACCAAGCAGGGCAUCUUCCCUGUGGCCUACAUAGACAUCGUCAAACGCUCGCCCUCCAAGAGCCCCGCCCCCUCCCACCAGCCAGACCCACACGGCUACCCCAGCAACAGGACACAGGGCUCCACGCCCACCAAGAGGUUUGUGCAGGAUUUGCUCCAUGGUGGUGGAGACCCUUUCCAGGCCCUGUACAACUACCUGCCCCGUAACGAGGAUGAGCUGGAGCUGAAGGAGGGGGACGUCGUGGACGUCAUGGAGAAGUGUGACGACGGCUGGUUUGUCGGGACUUCUCGACGGAGCAAGCAGUUUGGAACCUUCCCAGGAAACUACGUCAAGAAACUAUAAUGAUGAAUCCCGUCCACCCCCGCACCCUCCUUACUUGGACCCUUCCAUCUCUAGCACAACCCAUAUUGGACACAACCAACCCGGAGUAAAAUGAAGUUGCUCCUAGACACUGAUUUGGGUCAGUUUUGCACUUUCCCCACCAAUGGUUAUGGUUAGGAUUGGGGGAGGUGGAGCUGACCCUAGAUCUGUACCUAGGGGAAGCCUCACCCCGGAACAACACGCCCACACUGUCGGGUCAUCCAAGAAGCCUUUCCCAAGCGUGUGUGACGUCACAGCAAGUAUUUUGUUUUAGCUCUAACUAGCCAACUCUACAGGAGACUAUUCCACUAACUAAACGGUUAUUUUCUAAAUGAUGGAGUAGAGGUUGAAGAAGAUCCAUACUUUUGUAUUCCUGUCACCUCAGAUACUGAAGGAAGGGUAGCCAAACAAGAUGGCCACCUUUUUAGUGUUGACAUCUGCUGUUAUUUGAUUCAUUAGAUCUAUUUUGACCCAGUAAUGUAAUAACUUGCAUUGAUAAGUUGAUUGUGUAACAUUCAGAGAGGUCAAAUGUGGUAAAGAGAGAGUUAAAGAUGCCAAGUAAACUGCCACUCAGGAUUGCCUUGACAUCAUCAUGUCAGCCAUGUUUCUUUUCCCUUUUUCCUCAGUGUUAAAUGAGUACAGAGACACCCCCCCCCCCCCCUAAGCGUAUUAUCUGUAAUAGGAGGGCAUGGUAUUUUCAGAGCAGUAUUGUCAUAGGACAUUGCAACACAUUUUCAAUGUUUAGUCAUUUGGCAAAUGCUCUUAUCCACACCGACUUUCAAUAAGCAACACGAAACAACCACAGCGUUAUUAGUACAAAAAUCUUUAUCCGAUGUUACAUGUUCAUACCCCAACACAGGAACACUCACCUAAUUCCCCAGUGAAAAUGAUGAUGCUGUGUAAUCCAUGAUACCCAAAAGUGUUACGGGAUACCACGGGAUAGAGUAUGACAUGUUUGGAGGCAAAUGCAUUGAUAUUGAAUGCAUAUAUGUAUAUCCAGAGCCUUUUAUUCGCACCGGAAGGUUCUGGAUAUCUGCCCGCUAUGGGUCUACACAGUCAAUUCCAGUUUUUCAUUUUAGUGUUUGCAAACUCCUAUAUGGAUGAGUUAUUUCAAAUGUGGAAGUGGCAAUCGUUGAUAUUUCAUUUUGAACCCUUCUGCUUGAACAAGUACAGUACAUUUUGUACUUUUGAUGGAAGUAAUAUUUAUAGAUCUGGGAUUUUAUUGAUUGGUUGACUUGGCGUUUUAUCCUUUCUCUCUCGUGUAAAAAUUUCUGAGUUUACACUACGGAUUUUACAAGUGAAAGCUAGAUUGGAUUGUCGAUAGGGCUUUGGGAGUUUGAUACAUAUGCAAAAGCAACUAGUUUUCCCCACUUUUUUCCGUAUGUAUAGAUGUUUAUAAUGGGGGAAAAGUAUUGAAUAUUGAUGAAACGUCAUUUAGACGUCUCCGUCCAUAGAUAUAACUCAUGGAAUGGAUGGAGCAGCAUCAGUUUCUCAGCUUACUUUGUGUACUUUCUUUUAGUUGAAGUGGCCUAAAGUUGACGUGUACUUUUGGCUAAUUUCAACCGCAGCAAAUCCCCUUGUCAUGUUUAAGAUAACGAGACAAUAGGCCAAUUUUUGUUCCCAGUCAAGUCUGACAUUUUACAUUUGUCAAUAUACAACAAACGUUCAGGUCUCAACAAUAAAACAACCCUCCUUUUUUGAAAUGGUGUUUAUUUUAUUCGAUGACGAGGUUUUCUUUUUACGAUUGCUGUUGAAUACCGUAUUAGGAAUGUUGCCACAUUCGUUGCAUUUUUUGUCCAAAUGGGAUGUUUUACUUCACUCUAAUAUAAUCAGAUAAGCGGUGUAAAUUAAUUUGAUUGAAUUAUACAGUUAAGUUCCUGGAGUAGUUUUUUUCUCUAUAGGUAAUUCUGACGGCGACCUUUUUUAGUGUCCGGGAUGAAUGAAACGAUUAGAGAGAGUCACUGCAAUAGCUUAUAACAAUGUAUUUGAAUAACAUUGGUUAGGCAUACUUUUUGUGUUCCAUGAAUAUGAUUUAUGACAUUUUGUUUUUGCCUUUUUCGUGUGUAAAUGAGUAUGUAUUCAUAUAGGAAGGACACUGCCCACAGAACAAUCGUUUAAGCACCUUAAUAUGUAAUUACUUUAUUUUUUGGUUUCUGUCUUUGGUUGGUUUUGUUCUAGUUUAUUUUUCCCCUUUUCAUUCACUCUUCCCUGGGUCGUGUUCAUUUAGGCACCAAAAGAAAACGGACUCCCUGGACAUGCCCAAUAAGAAAUGCACAUUUUCAUGUUCUGUUGCAAACGUUUCCCGUUGCUAUCCCCAAUGAACACGGCCCUGGCAUGUGAGAGCACUGCGUGUCUGUUCUUUUGUAUGGAGCUGUUAAAUCGAUGACACCGAUCCACUGCUUUAUAAACUCUUAUUUUUCUCACCCAC
Messenger RNA from Oncorhynchus nerka (sockeye salmon), 7885 nucleotides. RefSeq names its product sorbin and SH3 domain-containing protein 2-like. Gene Ontology annotation, molecular function: protein binding. The record is from RefSeq and is a predicted model, not a curated record. Gene Ontology annotation, cellular component: plasma membrane. Lineage: Eukaryota; Metazoa; Chordata; Actinopteri; Salmoniformes; Salmonidae.